AGCCAAGCGUGCUGGCGGAUCUAACCCGAAACGAAAGGGCGGAAUAGAGUUCGUAGGGUCCGAUAUCAUUUCUGACCCGGAUUGGCUGUGCAUCUGCCUCCGGCGAGGCUGCAACCACUUGAGGUACCGAUUCCUGAAUGAAUUGUGUCUCGAGGCGCGUCGGCGUCUAAUUGGAUAUCCCGUUCGGAUCUUUGAAAUCGACAAGAGAAUGGUGAGGGGAUUGCUCAACAAGCUCGUAUCCCGGACGAUCUCCGUCGCCGGGAAAUGGCAACAGCAACAACUCCGCCGCCUCAACAUCCAUGAGUACCAGGGAGCUGCAUUGAUGAGCAAACAUGGAGUCAAUGUUCCAAGAGGUGUAGCUGUUUCCUCUGUUGAAGAAAUAAAAAGGGCAAUCAAGGACGUGUUUGCUGACGAAAGGGAGUUGGUGGUUAAAAGUCAAAUUUUGGCCGGUGGACGAGGUUUGGGAACAUUUAAAAGUGGUCUGAAGGGAGGAGUUCACAUCGUCAAGACUGAACAAGUUGAAGACCUUGCCGGGAAGAUGCUUGGGCAGAUACUAGUUACCAAACAAACUGGUCCACAGGGAAAACUUGUUAGCAAGGUUUACCUGUGUGAAAAGUUGUCGCUUGUGAAUGAAAUGUAUUUUGCUAUAACACUGGAUCGUAAAACUGCCGGUCCUCUUAUUAUUGCUUGUAGAAAGGGAGGAACCAGUAUUGAAGACCUGGCAGAGAAAUUCCCAGACAUGAUUGUAAAGGUACCUGUUGAUGUUUUUGAGGGGAUUACGGAUGAAGAUGCUGCAAAGGUAGUUGAUGGUUUGGCUCCCAAAGGGGCAGAUAGAAACAAAUCAAUUGAGCAAGUGAAGAAUUUAUACAAACUUUUUUGUGAGUGUGACUGCACUCUUUUGGAAAUCAAUCCGCUAGCUGAGACUGCUGAUAACCAGUUGGUGGCCGCUGAUGCUAAGUUGAACUUUGAUGAUAAUGCUGCAUAUCGUCAGAAAGAGAUAUUUGCUCUCCGCGAUACAUCCCAAGAGGAUCCUCGGGAGGUGGAUGCUGCGAAGGCAGAUUUAAAUUAUAUUGGAUUAGAUGGAGAAAUUGGUUGCAUGGUGAAUGGAGCUGGGUUGGCGAUGGCCACAAUGGACAUAAUCAAAUUGCAUGGGGGUACUCCUGCUAACUUUCUCGAUGUAGGUGGAAAUGCCUCUGAAAGCCAGGUGAUUGAAGCAUUUAAAAUAUUGACUGCUGAUGACAAGGUGAAAGCAAUUUUGGUGAACAUUUUUGGUGGUAUAAUGAAGUGUGAUGUUAUAGCAGGUGGAAUUGUAAAUGCUGCGAAACAGGUCGCACUAAAGGUACCGGUAGUAGUACGUCUUGAAGGCACCAAUGUUGACCAGGGAAAAAGAAUUUUGAAGGAAAGCGGCAUGACGUUGAUAACAGCGGAGGAUUUGGAUGAUGCUGCUCAGAAAGCAGUAAAAGCAGCUUACAGUUAAAGGAGCCUUUUGUUCUAAUUUUCACAUUCAACGCAGAUGGGCUGAAAAUACCCAUUGAAGCCCAAAGAAAAACAUUUUUUAUUUUUAAAAUUCAAGUGUGGUUAUUAACCCAGCUUUUCCAAUAAAUCGGUGCUUCUCACUCGCAUGAGUUUGAAUUGAUGCUGAUAAUGGCAAUUUGGCUUAUUCGGUUUCAUUCCUAUCAGUACCGAUCCUUCUUUUUAUUUCCAUGUUAAUAAAUCUUCAGUUAAUG
This is a messenger RNA of Neltuma alba, 1727 nucleotides long. RefSeq names its product succinate--CoA ligase [ADP-forming] subunit beta, mitochondrial. Lineage: Eukaryota; Viridiplantae; Streptophyta; Magnoliopsida; Fabales; Fabaceae. Gene Ontology annotation, cellular component: succinate-CoA ligase complex; mitochondrion. Gene Ontology annotation, biological process: succinyl-CoA metabolic process; tricarboxylic acid cycle. The record is from RefSeq and is a predicted model, not a curated record. Gene Ontology annotation, molecular function: ATP binding; succinate-CoA ligase (ADP-forming) activity; metal ion binding. The transcript has 12 exons. Bases 209 to 1477 code for a protein of 422 amino acids.